UGCACGGGGUAGGAUUAGGUGCAUAAAUAAUACACAAAAAAAACAUUAUUGGUUAAUUUAUUUAUUAUAUAAAGUCCCACCAAAAUUCACGCCAUCUUUUUUCCUUCCUUCUUCCUCCUCCACAAUUACAACAAUCUCAGAUCUCACCGACGAUAACAAACAACAAUUCAACCCAAAUUCACCCAAAAUUUCCGCCAUGGAUCUCCAACCUGAAGAACUUCAAUUCCUUAGCUUAACAGACAUCAUCAAAGAAGCAAUUUCAAUCCCAAAACAAUCUCCUCGAACCUUCUAUCUCCUAACCCUAGCUUUGAUUUUCCCUCUUUCUUUCGCCAUUUUAGCUCAUUCCUUGUUCACUCACCCAAUUCUAGCUCGUCUUCAAGAUCCCACAACACCCCUUCAAGCUCAAUCCCAUGAAUGGUUUCUUCUCCUUCUCUUCCAGUUCUGCUACCUUCUCGUUCUCUUCACUUUCUCUCUCCUCUCUACUGCUGCUGUUGUUUUCACCGUUGCUUCGCUAUAUACGUCGAAGCCUGUUUCCUUCUCCUCCACCAUUGCUGCGAUUCCUUCCGUGUUUCGCCGCCUUUUCAACACCUUUUUGUGGGUUUCGCUUCUUAUGCUCUUGUAUAAUCUUGCUUUCAUCAUUCUCUUGGUUUUGAUCAUUGUUGCUGUUGAUACCGACAGUACUUUUCUCUUGUUCUUCUCGAUUUUGUUGGCGUUCGCUCUCUUCCUAUUUGUGCAUGUGUAUAUCACUGCGCUCUGGCAUCUCGCUAGUGUUGUUUCUGUCCUCGAGCCGAUUUACGGCUUCGCGGCGAUGAAGAAGAGCUACGAGCUUCUCCAAGGGAAGGUAUUGAUGGCAGGGGUAUUCGUAUUCGGGUACCUGUUGAUUUGUGGGCUGAUUAGUGGGACUUUUGCCGCGAUUGUGGUUCAUGGUGAUUCGAAUAAGUCGGUUUUUGUUCGGAUUUUGGUUGGGGGAUUUCUUGUUGGGGUUCUUGUGAUUGUGAAUUUGGUGGGUUUGUUGGUUCAGAGUGUGUUUUACUAUGUUUGCAAGAGUUAUCAUCAUCAAGGAAUUGACAAAACUGCCCUUCAUGAUCAUCUUGGUGGGUACCUUGGGGAGUAUGUGCCUCUCAAGAGUAACAUCCAAUUAGAGAGUCUUGAUAUUUGAUAAGAAAAGGGUGAUUGCAUGUUGAAGUUGUGUAGAUUUUUUUUUUUUUUUGAAUUUGUUGUAUAAAUGGGAAGCAGAAUGAGAGAUUAUAUGGAGCUGGAUGCUGUCUGUAAGUUUCGCUUUCGGUUUUUGAUUUAAUUAGUACAAUAAUAUGUUUUAUUAUCAUCCUCCUCCUUGUUGUUGUGACAUUAUUUGGAUGUGAAAUGAAAUGAGCAUUAGUUCAAAAAAUAUACAAUCAAGUAGUA
Molecule: messenger RNA, 1404 nt
Organism: Chenopodium quinoa (quinoa)
Lineage: Eukaryota; Viridiplantae; Streptophyta; Magnoliopsida; Caryophyllales; Amaranthaceae
Exons: 2
Coding region: 197-1159 (320 amino acids)
Source: RefSeq, a predicted model, not a curated record